Molecule: messenger RNA, 1228 nt
Organism: Ananas comosus (pineapple)
Lineage: Eukaryota; Viridiplantae; Streptophyta; Magnoliopsida; Poales; Bromeliaceae
Product: protein FMP32, mitochondrial-like
Exons: 7
Coding region: 263-979 (238 amino acids)
Cellular component (GO): mitochondrion
Source: RefSeq, a predicted model, not a curated record
AUCCCCAACGUGAUUUACUCCACCACCUCCCCUGUAUAUAUAGCAAACCCUCAAUUCCCCCUCCCACCACCACCACCACCGCCCAAAUCCCCUUCAGAAGCGGCGAUAAAGCGGGGGAAGAGGUACAGAAAAGGAGAAUUGAGGCUCCGACGACGCCCUACCCCCUUCUUCUCCCCGCAAGAUCCCCUUUUUAGCUCUCCAGAGGCUCCGAUCCGAUAGAAUUCGGUAGUUUUCGAGGUAAUUUGGUACGGAUUUGAGCCUAAUGUCCUCCGCCGCCGCCGGAGCCGCGGGUGCUGGUGUUUUCCGGCGAGGAGUGGCGGCGCUGGGCCCCCUCGCGCGGCUCCCCUGGGCGGCGGCGUCUUCUCCCUCGGCGAUCGGGAUCGGGGCCUCGGUGUCGGUUCGGGGCGUCUCGCAGCUCGUUAAGACCAACGGAAAGAGGGUGUUCCUGGUCGACACAUUGGCGUUGGUUAGGAGGUUGGAGUCGCAAGGGGUGCCGACGAAGCAGGCGGAGGCGAUCACGACCGCCAUUACGGAGGUUCUGAAUGAUAGCUUGGAGAACGUGGCGCAAUCCUUUGUGUCGAAGGGGGAGAUGCAGAAGAGCGAGAUGCUGCAGGAUUCCAAUAUCUCGAAAUUCAAGUCGCAAGUACAAAGCUCUCAGGAAAACCAUUUCUCUUCAAUACAACGUGAGACUGAGAAACUCCGGGGGGAUAUUGAGAAAAUGCGCAGCGAGCUUAGAUAUGAGAUUGACAAAGUCACUGCCGGGCAGCGGUUGGAUCUAAAUCUUGAAAGAGGGCGAAUACGGGACGAACUAGCCAAACAAAAUGCAGAAACUACAGAUCUCACCACCAAGCUUGACCGGGAAAUCCACUCGUUGAAAGCCCAGUUGGAGGGUGCCAAGUACGAUGUCAUAAAAUACUGCAUUGGUACGCUUGUGUCGAUAUCAGCUGUUGGGCUUGCUAUCCUUCGCAUUCUGAAGUAACAAACAUCCCUUAUUGUCGGCAAUUUAAUGAAUCGACAAGAAGUUAUGUUUUUUUUUUUCUUUGCUUUUUUGUUUGUUCAAGAAAUUCAUUGGCAAGUUGUUGUAGCAUUGAGUAGAAAUAUCUUGCCAUUUAAACACAGUAGCUCAAAGAUGUAGAUUUAGUUCUCAUGCAAAUAUUUGAGACAGUUUACCUAUUGGAUUCAGAAUACUCAAUAAGACACUGACAUUUUAUGCUUGGCCCAUUGGAGA